Molecule: messenger RNA, 2784 nt
Organism: Oncorhynchus gorbuscha (pink salmon)
Lineage: Eukaryota; Metazoa; Chordata; Actinopteri; Salmoniformes; Salmonidae
Product: cell wall protein IFF6-like
Exons: 5
Coding region: 60-2411 (783 amino acids)
Source: RefSeq, a predicted model, not a curated record
AUAGUCCUCAAGAGAAAGAAAAAAUACUUUCACUUUCAUAUGGAUCGCACCUGCGGGCGAUGGCUGACCAAGGAAUAUCAACUCCCAGUGUAAUAGGACUAGUCACUAUAUUCUGUUGCAUUUAUGGCGGACAAUUCGUCAAUGCAGCUGGACCGUCCACCACCCGUUAUGUCAUCACAAACGGCAAUGUCAUUAUCAACCCUGGGAUCCGUGGUGGAGUUUUACAGGAGAUCCUGUGGAAACAUGGUGUAAACAAGGCGGUGGAAUGGGGCACUGGCAGGAUACAGGAAUUUCAGGAUUUUGAAGGGAAGACAUCCUUGAACACCACGACAGGAGAAAUCACUAUCAGACAGCUGACCAAGCAGCUCAGUGGGGUGUAUGAGGCAGAGUGUGUGAUUGGUCAAAAAAUACAGACCUUUCAGCAGAGAGUGGAAGUGAUUGACCCAGUAUCACAACCUGAAGUCACCUGUGAAUUGAACGGUACCAUGGCAACAAUUCACUGCAGUGCUGAGGGUCCACUGUUGGAAUACCGCUGGUCUUGGCCUGACCACCAGGGGGAGAUGUGGAGCCAGGAGCAGAAUGGACAGCACUACAACAUCAAAUCCCCAGAGUCAGUCAGCUACACCUGUGAGGCCAGGAACCCAGUCAGUGAGAAGACACUGACCUACAGCAGCAAUGACUGUCUGGCUACAGGUAAUCCUGAGAUCUACAUCUACACUGGUAUUUGUGCAGGUGUCUUGUUGGUUGCUGUUGUGGUUGCUGUUGUGGUCUGGCUCGUCAAGAAGCGUUCCAAAGAUUUGCGGAGCACAGGGAAUGCCAGCCAUCUUGAAGAGGGUCGAGAGAAGACGGUGGAAAUCAGCCAGGCAGAGAUUGUGAAAGAGGAGAAUAAGCUAUUACUAGAUGAAGAACUAAAGGACAGGGUCAGUCAGAUCAACCAGACCAGUGAGGCUGUGAAAACUGGAGAGAAGAAACCAUUACUAGACAAGGCAGGAUCCACUGAUACAGAUGUUAUUGUGAGUAAUAUCCCGUUCAAACUGAACAACCAGAAUCAGGUUUGGGGUCGGGAGUCCGGAAAGAAACAGAGGGGAAAAAAAGAGCAGAACACAGAAUCCAAACAGAACAUGAAUGUUACCUUGGAGACUGUUACCCAAGAUUCUGUCCAAACUGCUCCUCCAAAACCACCUCGGAGCAGCCUUAACUAUAAUUCACCGUACCCACAGACUCUGGAGACACAGCACAGCAGAGAGCAUCAUGGGAGAGGAACUGACCAAAGCAUGGCUGGUUAUGGCACAGAGAGAGAGGGAGCGGGAGAUGGACAGCUUAUGCCCCAGAAAGUCCUCAUCUUAGACACAGAGGAAGAGAGUGGAGGAAAGGAGGAGGGGACAAGAGAGGACGGAGAAGAUGUUGAGAAAGAGAAGGUAGGAGGAGAUGAUUCAGUGACAGAGGAGGGAGAGGGGCAAGAAGAUACAGAUAGGAGAGAUGAUGGAGGAGAAAGAAAUGGACAAGAGAGAGAGACUGAAAAUAAUGAAGAAGAGCAGGUGAAAGGAGAGGGAGAAGAAAGAGGGAAGAAAGGAGAAGAGACACAGAAGGGAGAGAAAAGAAAGAGCCCAACUUCUCCCAAACAAACACUCCCCCAAAAAGCCCCCCCACCACCUCUCGCCCCAAAACCAUCAUCUAUAAGACAUGUUAACCAGAUGCGUGUAGAACAAGGAAGCGUAGUGAAGACAAUGGAAACCCAGAGGAGCAGUGGUCAGGUAGACAGAGAGAGAGGAACACCUGACCCAUCAGGUCUGAGGAGACCCACUAACUCAGUGUCAGACAGUACAGACACUCCUGAUAGAAGCAGUCCAGGAUUGUCAGCUGUUUCUGUAGUCACAGCAUUUAGUCCAACGGUGGGCAGUGGUACUCUAUCCAAUCCAGUAAACUACAGUUCAGGUGCACCCUCCAGACUAGGAGACACCAGUUCAGGUGCACCCUCCGGACCAGGAGACACCAGUUCAGGUGCACCCUCCGGACCAGGAGACACCAGUUCAGGUGCACCCUCCGGACCAGGAGACACCAGUUCAGGUGCACCCUCCGGACCAGGAGACACCAGUUCAGGUGCACCCUCCGGACCAGGAGACACCAGUUCAGGUGCACCCUCCAGACCAGGAGACACCAGUUCAGGUGCACCCUCCGGACCAGGAGACACCAGUUCAGGUGCACCCUCUGGACCAGGAGACACCAGUUCAGGUGCACCCUCCAGACCAGGAAACACCAGUUCAGGUGCACCCUCCAGACCAGGAGACACCAGUUCAGAUACAACUUGUACAGCAAUAGACAGUAGCUCAGAUACUCUGUCUACUACAGAGGAAAAUGUACCAACAGAGACCAGUACAGCUACAGCCUCUCUACCAGGAGAAACCAGUUGAAAAGCACUUGUUGAAAAAGUUUGUUAAACAAAAAUGUUAGGCUCUGUACGGGGAUGCUUUGUUUCUCUUAUAUUUAUACAAUUCUUUUAUAGGGUAUUUAAAACCAAAUACCUUUAGACUUUUAUCUUAGUCAUUUUCUAUUAAAGUAUCUUUACCUUUAGUCAAGUAUGACUUUUGGGUACUUUUUCACCACUGUAUUAUAGCACAUCAAGAUAAUGUAUUGUGUUGGUACAGUAUACAGUACAUUUUUCAUACCAACUUACAUUUUGUAUAUUUAGGUGCAUUUUAUUAAGAAAAACAUUUCAUGAAGAGCUUAUUUGAUUCUUUACACGGUGUGAGGGCUGAUACUUUGCUAUAUAAAAAAUAAUACAUA